AUGUCGCUCCGACGAGCCCUGGCCCCGCGCUCCAUCCACAUACGCAUCGUCCCUCGCCCAGCCAACCUCUCAGAGAGCCGGGAAAUCUACCGCGUGCUGCAAAAGUUUGGCCAACUCGAUACCUUCAAGUACCUACGGUACGAAUAUCAAAACCCCGCAGACAAUGUCGCUCUUGCCAUCUACCGGGACGAAAGGUCCGCUCAGCGCGCCCUCGACGCCUCGCCCCUCCGCUUCGCCUUGGAAAAGGCCGUUUCUCCCGCCACUACCCACCCACCACAAUCCCCUUCGUCGCAAGAAGAAGAAGAGGGCAGUGACAUAGAAAAUUCCUCCGCCGAUCAAAUACAGCACACCAAAGGCAUCGACGAGAUCCUGCGCCCCUCGCAGCUUGCAAACCGUUCCUGGCAAUCUACAUACACGACCAAGCCACCUUCUAAGCCAACUCCCAUGCCUUUCGAGUCCCCAGCGCCCUCCGGGAAACAAAUCAAGCAGUCCAAAUGGUUCCAAGUAACCAUAGAUCGUUCACGAGCUGUGCAUCAAGAUUACAUCGAGCGCCAACCCUUCUGGAAGCAGUUCAACCCAAUGAAGAGCAUGGCUCAAGAAGACCUGGCAAAGAUAGUGCCACAUCCAGGACUGAGCGAUAUCAGCAGGCGCCCACCCAAUGCCCAUCGAACGCCCUCCCGCGUGCUCAAAAUUAUGAAUGACUACGUGGAGACCAAAAUGCCGACACUGCGAGGAAUAUUCGAGGGCAGCGAAGCAGAUCGCGCAUUCGAACAAAGAAGACAAUCCAGCAAAUGA
This is a messenger RNA of Bipolaris sorokiniana ND90Pr, 795 nucleotides long. RefSeq lists its product as uncharacterized. The record is from RefSeq and is a predicted model, not a curated record. The coding region runs from base 1 to 795 and encodes 264 amino acids. NCBI's taxonomy places the organism in Eukaryota, Fungi, Ascomycota, Dothideomycetes, Pleosporales, Pleosporaceae. The transcript has 2 exons.